AUGCCCAAAAACUACCAGAACUAUCUAGCCUUCAUUUUUGCCAUAGAAGAAAUUAACAAGGAUCUUCAUCUUUUACCCAACAUAUCUCUGGGUUAUGAGUUCCAUAAUUUAAUUUAUGGUCAUUGGAGGAUAUUAGAAAAUUCCUUCAUUUUGCUCACAGGACAACAUGAGGUACCUAAUUACAUAUGUGGGUCAGAAAGAAAAUCUGUAGCAGUGCUGUCAGAAACAUCAUGGGGAACUUCUGCUCUGAUUGGACCACUGCUGGAACUCUACAAAUUUCCACAGGUUACUUUUGGUUCAUUUGAUCCUAUGCUGACUGAUAGUGGCCAGUGUCCUUCUCUUUAUCAGGUAGCCAAGAAGGACACAUCUUUGGCCCUUGGCAUGGUGUCCCUGAUGCUUCAUUUCAGCUGGACAUGGGUGGGACUGCUCAUCACAGAAGGUCAUAAGGGUCUUCAGUUUCUCUCAGAUAUAAAAAAAGAGAUGGACAGGAACAAAAUUUGUGUAGCAUUUGUGAAAAGGGUCUCAACCAUUGCUGCAUUUCAUCUGUCAGCUUUCCAGACACAAGAUAUUCUUACCACAGAAACAUCCUCAAUAAAUGUGAUUAUUAUUUACUAUGAUACUGAUAGUCUAAAUGAUGUCAACUAUAACAUAGGGCAACACUUAGUGACAUGGAAAGUCUGGGUCACAAAUUCACAAUGGCAUCCUGACAUGGCUGGGAGAAAUUUCAUACUUGACCCAUUCCAUGGAAUUCUUGUCUUUGCACACCACAAUGAGGAAAUUUCAGGCUUCCGAAACUUUGUCGAGGAAGCCACCCCUUUCAAAUACCCAGAAGACACUUAUCUCACUAUGUAUUGGUUCAAGAAUUUCCAUUGCUCAUUCUCUGAAUCUGACUGUGCAUUGAAGAACUGUGUCCCUAAUGCUUCUCUGGCUUGGUUGCCUCCAAAUCGUUUUGACGUGACCAUGAGUGAUGAGAGUUACAAUAUAUACAAUGCUGUGUAUGCUGUAGCCCAUGCCCUCCAUGAAAUGCUCUUCAAAGAAAUACAAAUGCCACCAAUGAGAAAUAGAGAAGUGAUGAUGUCUUCCUCUUGGCAGCUGCACCCUUUUCUGAAAAAUACCCAAUUUAACAAUCCUUCUGGAGACCAAGUGAACUUGGAUAAUAGAAGGAAACUGGAUUCAGCAUAUGACAUUCUCAAUUAUUGGAAUUUUCCAGAAGGUCUUAGACUUAAGGUCAAAUUGGGAACAUUUUCUCCACAUAUUCCACUUGAGCGAAACUUGUCUUUGUCUGAGGAUAUGAUAGAAUGGGCCACAGGAAUUAUAGAGACUCCACAAUCUGUUUGCAGCAAGAGUUGCAAACCUGGAUUUAGAAAAACCCCUCAGGAGGGAAAAUCUGCCUGUUGUUUUGACUGCCUGCCUUGCCCAGAGGAUGAGAUUGCCAGUCAGACAGAUUUGGAACAAUGCAUGAAGUGUCCAGAUCAUCAGUAUGCCAACACUCAGAGAAACCACUGUCUCCAAAAAUCUGUCACUUUUCUGGCCUAUGAAGAUUCCUUGGGGAAAGCUCUGACUUGCACAGCCCUGAGUCUUGCUAUUCUCACAGCUUUUGUCCUUGGGCUCUUUGUGAAGUACCGAAACACUCCCAUUGUCAAAGCCAACAACCGCACUCUCAGUUACAUUCUGCUCAUCUCCCUCACCUUCUGCUUCCUCUGCUCCUUGCUCUUCAUUGGCCGUCCCAACACAGCCACCUGCAUCCUCCAGCAGACCACGUUUGGAAUUGUGUUUACAGUGGCUGUUUCCACUGUCCUGGCCAAAACUAUUACCGUGGUUUUGGCCUUUAAAGUCACUGCUCCAGGAAAAGGGAUGAGGCAGCUGUGGAUAUCAGGGGCACCAAAUUACAUCAUCCUUAUCUGUUCCUUCAUCCAGCUCACACUCUGUGGAAUCUGGGUGGGGACAAAUCCACCCUUUAUUGACACAGACACACACUCUGAACAGGGACACAUCAUCAUCAUUUGCAACAAGGGCUCAAUCACUGCCUUCUACUAUGUCCUGGGAUACUUGGGCUCCUUGGCCCUAGUGAGCUUCUCUGUGGCUUUCUUGGCUAGGAACCUGCCUGACACCUUCAAUGAAGCCAAGUUCUUGACAUUCAGCAUGCUGGUGUUCUGCAGUGUCUGGGUCACCUUCCUCCCUGUGUACCACAGCACCAAGGGGAAGGUCAUGGUGGCCAUGGAGGUCUUUUCCAUCUUGGCCUCCAGUGUAGGGUUACUAAGCUGCAUCUUUGCCCCUAAAUGCUACAUUAUUUUGUUAAGACCAGAUAGGAAUUAUCUAUGUACAAUCAGAAAGCAAACACAUACAGUAAGAAAGAUAUUUUUUUUA
Molecule: messenger RNA, 2367 nt
Organism: Cavia porcellus (domestic guinea pig)
Lineage: Eukaryota; Metazoa; Chordata; Mammalia; Rodentia; Caviidae
Product: vomeronasal type-2 receptor 116-like
Exons: 6
Biological process (GO): G protein-coupled receptor signaling pathway
Cellular component (GO): plasma membrane
Molecular function (GO): G protein-coupled receptor activity
Source: RefSeq, a predicted model, not a curated record